AUGGCAACCCAUCUAUUCUGCUGCACCACCAUCCAACCCACCAAAUUCCCAAAUCCCGAACACGAGCAAACCUUCACCGAAUUCACAAAAUGGGCCCUCACCAUAAUCAGCAGUCUAACAGGAUCCACUAAGCCCUCCGAAGCGAGCGUCUGCAUCCAGCUCGUGCGCCAAGUCACCAACGGACCGAUAGAGUCUAUUCGAUACUUCGUCGCAAGUGACAAGCACGGGGGGUUCGAAGAAGUCUCUGAAGAUGGGAUCGCGGAUGCGAAUUUUAUGAAGAUUAAUGAGACAAAAACCUUUCAAUGCACCCAACACAACCGAGUCUUUGACCUUAACCUCUACGAGCCAAGUACGGGGAGCUCACGUCAUUGGCGAGCUAGUAUCGCAAAACCGCUUAAGCAGCUGGAGAAUGCAAUCAAGCAUAAGAUAUCUGGUUCAGGGUCUGGAUCUGGAUCUGGAUCUGGAUUUGGAUCUGGGUCUGGGUCAAGGUCAAUGUCCGGGUCAAGACCAGUGAUUGGAUCAACGGGGGCCGGGGUUGGAUAUAGAGCUACCUCGGGUUACGGAUACGGAUCCGGGAUGGGAUACGGUUCUGCAUGGGGAGCUAGUCUGGGAUCUGGCUGUGGACCGAACUGGGGAACUGGGAGUUCGACGCUUUUCGAUAAGCAUGUGCCGUCUUCCACUACUGUUGAGACUGGGUCCAGUGAAUUUGAUAGUUACGGAGAAAUCCAAGUCCAAGUGCAAGAUCAGAGCCAAGAGGCUGGGAUACCCCAGCCUGUCGAUGGAACUGAAGAUACCAACGAGGAUGGCGACGAUGACCAGUCUGUGCCGACUUUGCCUACGUUCGACACUCAGGUAACUGGGGAUGACAACGCAGGGUCGUAUUCGCCCCCUGAGAGUCAGGUCACUUCCCAUGAAGAUGUGAGUCAGAGUUACUUGGAUACUGAGGACUAUGGAUAUUAUUAUUUUGGCGGGCCUUCGGAUGACUAUGAUAGCUAUUACUAUGAUGGAGGGAACAAUAACUCGACGUAUGAUCAGGAUUGUGGAGACUGUGGAGGUUAUGACGAUUGA
This is a messenger RNA of Penicillium hordei, 1068 nucleotides long. RefSeq lists its product as uncharacterized. The coding region runs from base 1 to 1068 and encodes 355 amino acids. Lineage: Eukaryota; Fungi; Ascomycota; Eurotiomycetes; Eurotiales; Aspergillaceae. The transcript has 2 exons. The record is from RefSeq and is a predicted model, not a curated record.